GUGAGUAAUCAAAUGAGAUGAGAGGAGAUUAAUCAGGGUCUGAGAAAAAUUAAAGAGACACAGAUAAUAUUAGUUGCUUGAGAGAAUGAAGCUGCGCCUUCUAGCAAUUUUCCUGGUGGCUCUUUCAUUUCCACUGUUUGUUCACUCCUUGGUUCGUCAUUACAAGUUUAGGGUGGUUUUGAAGAACAGCACAAAGCUUUGCUCCACAAAAUCUUUUGUCACAGUCAAUGGAAAAUUCCCAGGGCCAACUCUCUAUGCAAGGGAGGAUGAUACUGUUAUAGUGAAGGUCAAUAACCAUGUUAAAUACAAUAUUACCAUCCACUGGCAUGGAAUCAAACAGCUUCAAACUGGUUGGUCUGAUGGACCAGCAUAUGUCACACAAUGCCCAAUUCAGCCAGGGCAGAGCUAUGUCUACAACUUUACCCUCACAGGUCAAAGAGGGACACUUCUCUGGCAUGCACAUAUCACUUGGCUAAGGGCCACUAUGCAUGGUGCCAUUGUCAUUUUGCCUAAAAGAGGCAUUCCUUAUCCAUUUCCUAAACCUGACAAAGAAAAGAUAAUCAUUCUAGGUGAAUGGUGGAAAUCAGAUGUUGAAGCUGUGGUCAAUGAGGCCACAAAUUCUGGUCUGCCACCAAACAUAUCAGAUGCACAUACCAUCAAUGGUCAUCCAGGACCUGUUCCCAGUUGCACUUCUCAUGGUUACACUUUGCAUGUUGAAAGUGGCAAGACCUAUUUGCUGCGCAUUAUAAACGCAGCUUUGAACGAUGAGCUAUUCUUCAAAAUCGCUGGGCAUAACCUGAAAGUAGUUGAAGCCGAUGCAUCUUAUGUCAAGCCUUUCGAGAUUGAAACAAUAUUCCUGAGCCCAGGACAAACCACAAAUGCCAUUUUAACUGCUAACCAAGGUGUUGGCAAGUACUUAAUAGCAGUUACUCCAUUCAUGGAUGCCCCUACUAUUGGCUUUGACAACAUGACUUCAAUUGCUACGCUUCGCUACAAAGGCACACCACCUUAUCCUAAAACAAUUCUAACCACCAUUCCUCCACUGAAUGCAACUCCAGUAACAACUUCUUUCACUGAUUCUCUUAGAAGCCUUAAUUCAAACAGCUACCCUGCAAAAGUUCCAUUAACCAUUGACCACUCUCUUUUCUUUGCCAUAACUGUUGGGAUUAACCCUUGUGCUACAUGUGCCAAUGGGAUCAAGCUUGCUUCUGCUAUUAAUAACCUCACCUUUUUGUUACCUACAAUUUCACUUCUUCAAGCACAUUACUACAACAUCAAGGGUGUUUUCACAGAUGAUUUCCCUGCAUACCCACCCAUUAUUUUCAACUACACUGGUACUCAACCUGAUAAUCUCCAGACCAAUAAUGGCACAAAACUCUACAGACUAAAUUUCAAUUCAACUGUUCAAAUUGUUCUUCAGGGCACUGCAAUGAUAGCACCAGAAAAUCAUCCCUUUCAUUUGCAUGGGUACAAUUUCUUUGUUGUUGGGCAGGGUCUAGGGAAUUUUGACCCAGAAAAGGAUCCAUCAAGGUUUAAUCUUGUUGACCCAGUUGAAAGAAACACAUUGUCAGUGCCAAAUGGUGGAUGGAUAGCAAUCAGAUUCAGAGCAGACAACCCAGGUGUUUGGUUCUUGCAUUGCCACUUAGAAGUACACACCACAUGGGGACUUAAGAUGGCAUUUGUGGUAGACAAUGGGAGAGGCCCCAAUGAGUCUCUGCUUCCACCUCCCAAGGACCUUCCAAAGUGCUAGAUUUUGUGAUGCUGAAGGAGUGAAAUUUGUAAACUUUGAGAGGCAAUGAGUGUGUAGACUACACUAGGUGAUGCCAAGAUCUAAAGUGGAGCCAUGAGGCAUCAAACAGUUUGUGUAGUUUUCUUUAAAAACUUGCUGCAGAUAGCUAGAAAUUUGGGUUGAGGAAAACUUAAUGUUUGUGGUUCUUAAAAAUUCAAUUGAAUUAAAUUGGUGUUCUGUUGUUUUCGUA
Molecule: messenger RNA, 1979 nt
Organism: Lotus japonicus
Lineage: Eukaryota; Viridiplantae; Streptophyta; Magnoliopsida; Fabales; Fabaceae
Product: laccase-4-like
Exons: 6
Coding region: 86-1750 (554 amino acids)
Biological process (GO): lignin catabolic process
Cellular component (GO): apoplast
Molecular function (GO): hydroquinone:oxygen oxidoreductase activity; copper ion binding
Source: RefSeq, a predicted model, not a curated record